CACCCUUUGUCCUCUAUGACAAAAACGACGAGAAAAUCAAGAGGGAAAUUCUCUUCUCAUUCAACCAAUAGCCGAGAGCCUAGAACAGAAGAAGAAAUAAGAAAGAGUAAUCAAUCGAGAAAGAAAUGGGUGGGAGUCAGAAGGCGCUGGGGACGACAGGGGAGUUCUUCAGGAGGAGGGACGAGUGGAGGAAGCACCCCAUGCUUUCCAAUCAGCUCCGCCACGCCACUCCCGGCCUCGGCAUCGCUCUCGUUGCAUUCGGCGUCUACCUUGUCGGCGAGCAGGUCUACGACCGCCUCAUCGCUCCCUCCCCCUCCUCCUCCUCCUCUCAUCACGCCCACUCUCAUUCUGUCUCUUCAACCUCCGCUACUCACUGAACAAAGAAUUCUGGCGGUCAGAUGGGUGGUCGUGCUUAGCAGGAGGAAAAAAUUGUGGCGUUUCUUAUAUUUCUCUGCCCUCUUUCUGCUUGAUGUUUGAAUAAAAUGUUUUCAGUUCGAGGGCCUUAACAAACUUGAAGGCUGUAAAUUUUAUUCACGCAGAGUUUUAAUAUGUUGUCGCUGCUCCCAGAAUGUCUACAUUUGAAGGUUGCAUCGCUUAAAGUUUAUGUUUAGUUUCUAUUCGUAUGUUCCUUUGAAUUGCAUAUUCUACUUCUAAGCUAAAUUCAUUUUAGGCUUAUGAUUAAA
This is a messenger RNA of Malus domestica (apple), 683 nucleotides long. Lineage: Eukaryota; Viridiplantae; Streptophyta; Magnoliopsida; Rosales; Rosaceae. The record is from RefSeq and is a predicted model, not a curated record.